Molecule: messenger RNA, 747 nt
Organism: Staurois parvus
Lineage: Eukaryota; Metazoa; Chordata; Amphibia; Anura; Ranidae
Source: the annotation of a GenBank genome assembly
CACCGGGCCCCCGGGCGGGGCGACAGGCACCGGGCCCCCGGGCGGGGGCGACAGGCACCGGCCCCCAGGCGGGGUGACAGGCACCGGGCCCCCCAGGCGGGGCGACAGGCACCGGGCCCCCAGGAGGGGCGACAGGCAUCGGGCCCCCAGGCGGGGGCAACAGGCAUCGGGCCCCCAGGCGGGGCGACAGGUCUCGGGCCCUCAGGCGGAGCGGCGGGCCGGGCCCCCAGGCGGAGCGCUGACAGGUCUCGGGCCCCAGGCGUGAGAAGCGACAGGUCUCGGGCCCCCAGGCGGAGCGACAGGUCUCGGGCCCCCAGGCGGAGCGGCGGGCACCGGACCCCAGGUGGAGCGACAGGUCUCGGGCCCUCAGGCGGAGCGGCGGGCGCCGGACCCCCAGGUGGAGCGACAGGUCUCGGGCCCUCAGGCAGAGCGGCGGGCGCCGGACCCCCAGGCGGAGCGACAGGUCUCGGGCCCUCAGGCGGAGCGACAGGUCUCGGGCCCUCAGGCGGAGCGGCGGGCGCCGGACCCCCAGAUGGAGCGAGGACAGGUCUCGGGCCCUCAGGCGGAGCGACAGGCAAGACUGCGGCACAGAGGUCAACUGGCAGAACAGAACAGCGGGCACCGAGUCGUCUGGCAAGACUGCGGGCACCGAGUCGUCUGGCAAGACUGCGGGCACCGAGUCGUCUGGCAAGACUGCGGGCACCGAGUCAACUGGCGGAACAGCGGGCAUCGAGUCAACUGGCGGGA